Messenger RNA from Mytilus trossulus (common blue mussel), 1244 nucleotides. Its product is annotated as calmodulin-A-like. Gene Ontology annotation, molecular function: calcium ion binding. The record is from RefSeq and is a predicted model, not a curated record. Gene Ontology annotation, cellular component: myosin II complex. The transcript is spliced from 5 exons. NCBI's taxonomy places the organism in Eukaryota, Metazoa, Mollusca, Bivalvia, Mytilida, Mytilidae. Bases 256 to 714 code for a protein of 152 amino acids.
UAAAUUCCCUUCAGAUUUUUAAAAGUCUGUUUAUAAUUACAAAUGUAAGUUACUGUCAACCAUGUCAAUGUAAACCAAACUUUUAAAUAACCUUUUUAUUUUGUUGUCAAAGCAUUAUCUAUUAUCCAGAUAUACUUUUACAUAAGAUCGUAGUGGAGAUCAUAGACAGAUUAGAGUUUAAAGUUAGUUAUGAAUUGACAUUGGAUUUUGGAACAUCUUGCAUUUUGGAACGAAAUAGACAAAACAGUAGUUAUAAUGGCUGAUGUAAAGUCAAAAUUAACGAAAGCCCAAGUGCAAGAAUUUAAAGAAGCAUUUAAGAACUUCGAUAAAAAUGGGGAUGGAAAAAUAUCUUGUAAAGAACUGAGGACAUUCCUGAAAUCUGUAGGACAAGAUGCCUCUGAUGCUGAAGUACAAAGGAUAAUGCUAAGAGUAGAUCACGAUAAUAGUGGUUCUAUAGAAUUUCAAGAAUUCCUGAUAAUGAUGUCGACGGAAACAGCACCGGAACCCCCAGCAACAAACGAUCAAUUCCGUGAUGCAUUUCGGGAAUUUGACAAAGAUGGCAAUGGAGUCAUAACUAUGAAAGAAUUCAAGAAAGCUAUGGCUAAACUAGGAAAUAAAUUAUCAGAUAAACAAGUCAAACAAAUGAUCAAAGAAGUUGAUAUUGAUGGGGAUGGUGAAAUCAAUUAUAAAGAAUUCGUUCAAAUGAUGUCAUGACAAACUGAAAUGGAAUCAAGUUGUGCUGAGAUAUUUACCUUAUAUUUAAGGUCAUACACAAGUAAUGACAUACUAGGAUUGUUGCAUUCAAGAUUUGUGAACUAUAAUUAGACUGUGAUAAUGUGCUUUGCAUAAGAGUACGUAUGAGGCAUUUAAAGCCAAAAUAUUGGUUCUAUUCCAUGCAACUAUGGUACAAAUUGAAAAUGCAAUUAUCUUAUGAAAUAAAAUUUUUCAUAUUGGCAGAUAUAGAUUAGUAAAAGUGUUUGUAGCUAGUUAAUAUAACUUAUAUAUUAAGCAUAUUUUUUUAUAUAAAAAUGCAUAUGGAAUAAGAAUAAGACAAUUGUAAACAAUUUGUAGUCUUAGAGCUUGUAUACGUGUAUCUGUUUUAUCAUGUUGUUUUAAAUAUUUUGUACUUUGUGGUAUCAACAUAAGUGUCACAAAGUAUAUAGCAUAUGUUGUAUGCCGAGCUUAAUUUAGUUUAAUACACAUGUAAAGAUCAAUAUAUAUUUCUAAAUAAAUAUUUAUUAUAA